Molecule: messenger RNA, 1068 nt
Organism: Haliotis rubra (blacklip abalone)
Lineage: Eukaryota; Metazoa; Mollusca; Gastropoda; Lepetellida; Haliotidae
Product: opine dehydrogenase-like
Molecular function (GO): oxidoreductase activity
Source: RefSeq, a predicted model, not a curated record
AGGCAGUUCAGCUCAGGGCUGAGUCGUCUCGGGUGUAUAAAAGACUCAAGGAUGCAUGAUUACGUGGAGAUCCGGCUUUAUCAACAAGCUGACAUUGACGUCACCUUCCAAAGAGGCAACAGCAUCCAGAACCUCUUGCAGGCCACAGGAAGAUCAAGGUCGUCCCAGAAGCAAGACCCCUUAGGUGUGGUUUACCACAGAGAAUGUGACUGCGGUGACUCCUAUGUUGGAGAAACAUCAAGGCCACUCACCCUCAGGAUCAAGGAACACCAGGCGUCAGGCAAAUCAACUUUAUACAAAGCUAACCCCCAUGCUAUAUCUGACGACCCUGCAGAAGUGGUGCCAGGAGCAGACAUCGUCAUCUUAGUUGUCCCUGCAUCUUCCCAUGGGAAGUACCUGACAGCCAUUGAACCCUACACAGAAGGAACCAUCCUUGUUGCCUUGCCUGGAAAGCCAGGUUUUGAGUUUCAAGCCCGUCAUAUUCUUCAAAAUAAAUUUGAUGACCUUAUGAUCACAUUGGCCGAAACCCUUCCCUGGGCCUGUAGAAUAGCUGAGAAUGGCGUGAAGGUAAAUGUAAUUGGCAUUAAGGAAUCCUUGAAGAUGUUUAUUGUUCACGAUGAUGAUAAAACUCUCCUCAAUCCGUUUUGUCAGUUACAGCACAUCUGGGGAAAGUUUCCAGUUAUUCAGCAAUGGUUAUUAAACACUUAUGGAUCGUCCAUUACUGAUUCAAGCAGCCUUAAACAAGCUCUGACAACAAACCAGGCGUAUAGUGGAAUAUUUCAUACCAUGAUUACAGCUGACCAAGGAUAUAUACCAGACUUUAAGAGGCGGUAUCUAACAGAGGAUGUUCCAUUUGGCCUCGUAGUGUACAAAGGUUUAGCACAGAUUGUUGGUCUGGAAACACCUGCAAUAGAUACAGUUUUGCACUGGAGCCAGCAGAAACUAGGAAAGACAUACAUCGUGGGAUCUGGACUGUGUGGUCGGGACUUACAUGAGACGAGAGCCCCCCAGGUGUAUGGCAUCAGGUCCCUUGAAGAUUUAGAAACAUUUGCUCAAUCUCGUUUCUGA